GCGCUGGGGGAGAGAGAGAGCGCUGGGGGAGAGAGGGAGAGAGCGCUGGUUUGACACAAGGUGUGUAAAAGUGGAAGUUUCUGCCUGAAGGAAGGCACUGAAGCCCUGAGGAGUGGAGGCCAAUUACAGGCGUAUUUUCUGCCCUGACUGAGAGCGGUUUAACUCAACAUAGACCUGUGAUUGAGCCCCGAGUCUCGGUGUUGCACCGAGAGCCACGGUUCAGAAGAUGGCGUCCCGCGGUGGGGAGGAAGCAUUUGUGAGGAGUUUGGCCAGAUUACUGCGGGAUCAAGGUGACGGGGUCCUGGGGGGUGUCAGCACACUCUCGCUGCUGACGCUGGGGCUGCAGUUGCUCCAGCAGUUGUUUGAGCGCCACCUGUUGGCCCGUCAGGACCAGCGCGGCUUCGUGGCUCUGGCUUCACACCCCGCGGACACCGCCGCUGUGCUCCAGCUCCAGUUCCUGUUCGACAUCCUCCAGAAAACCGUCUCCCUCAAGUUGGUCCAUCCACCCGGCCCCACACUGCAGACACCUGUCCACAUCUUCGCCUUCAAAUCCCUAAAGUACUUACAGCUGAAGAGGAUCCCCCCGCACUGUCUGGAGGGGCUGCGAGGGGUUUACACACAGCUCGAGAUCCUCGUCUGCACCAACUGCAUCAACACCAUCGAGGAGAUUAUCUCAGUGUGCGGGGGGGACCUGAGCUCCGCGCUGCCCUGGCUCGACCUCCACACCCUCAACUUCAGCCACAACCACAUCGCUGGCCUCGACAGCUCUCUGGCAUUGCUCAGUGUAUUGAGGACCCUGGACCUAAGCCACAAUCACUUGCAGGACUGUGAGGAGCAUCUGAAGCCACUGUCUGAGCUAGAGUACGUGAAUCUGAGCUAUAAUUUGCUUCAGAAAGUUCCGGGCUUCAGUUCCUCGGCCCGGGUUCAGCUCGUCACCCUGCUGCUGCGCAACAACCAGUUGGACAACAUCAACGGUGUGGAGCACUUGGGUCACCUGCAGCACCUGGACCUGGCCUAUAACCUGAUCUCAGAGCACGCUCAGCUGGCCCCACUCUCCCAGCUACACAGGCUGAAGGAGCUGUAUCUUGCUGGGAACCCGGUGUUUUACCAGCGAGACCACAGGCCCAGCACCGUCCACCACCUCUCCCCCAAAGCUGCCUUCAUGCGGCUGGUGUUGGACACUGAGCCCCUGACCCUAGUGGAGCUAACGUAUCUGCCCAGGUCGGGCCAGCUGAUUGGACAGACCCUCCAUCACUCCUCCUGUGGCUCCUCACUCAAGAAUGUUCUGGAAGCUCCACCUUCGGAUGGACGUUGGUCUCCGGACAUCAGCAGCGGGAAGCUCAGCCGCAAAAAGAGUAAGAUCAAAGUGCGGAGUGCAAGCAUCUCUGACCCGAGUGACAGUGAGGUGGAACUGAGACAUCAGCCUAUCUCCUCAAGCCUCGUGCUCCCACACCAGGAGGAGAUUGAGCGUCUGGAUGCGCUGCGUGGGCAGGUGGGGGACGACUGGCUGAGGUACCAGCACCACCUGAAGGCCCCCGAGGAGGGAUCAGAGUUGACAGGCGGGUCCGCCCGCGAGGAAGGGGGUGAGAGCUCCACCAGCAUCUUUCUGGGCAGCGCCAGCUUGGAAGUGGGCUGCGAGAGCGAAGGGGGGCUUGGGGAGGACACACUCACCUCCCCCACAGACACAGUGAUGGAGCCAAGGGAGGAGGCAGACACCAGCACCAGUUACCUGCCCACCUCAGCCUCGCCCUCGACCAGCCACGACCACUUGCCCAGCGACAACCAGCAGGCACAGGAGGAGGAGACCAUCAGAGAUGUGUGCCAGCCCUUUAUCGUGAGCCGGGCGCUGGAGGAGGGGGAGAGUGAGGGGCCGUGGCUGUUUCUCAGGGUGACUGAAGAGGAGCUGCUGGAGGUGGAGCUGAUGACAGCGGACGUGCUGGAGAGGCUGGAGCUCAGCAGCCUGACCGCGGUCAGAGCUUCACACCAGCUCUGCCAGAGUGGUGAUGGGCAGCUCCCCGCUGUGGAUUGUCACUUCAGCUACAUCCGCAAAGACAAACGCAGGAGGAAAUAUGUCAUCAUGGACAAGAGUCCCGAGGAGGCUGCACAGCAGUUGCUGGAGCUGCUGAGCGCGGCACUGGCCAGGAAUCUGCGUGUGGAGCAGGUGGAGCCGCCCCAGCAGCAAUGCCUCAAGUGUCGGCACGAGUUCCAGCCCCUGGCAGAGCCCCAGCCCUCCACCCAGCCCGGCAGUGGCGACCACAUUAGCUUCCUGGCCGCGGUGCCGCAGGGCGGGGCCGCCUGCCCCAGGUGUGGGAGUGACCACGUGGUUGUGCUGCCGGCCCGGAGCCCAGUGGGGGAGAGACGCACCAGCACCCCCCUACCCCCCGACCAGCAACCCCCCUUCCUGGACAGUGACACCCCCAGGAGCAGCAAGAGUGACGUGGACCCGGGGGCCUCGGUGGCCGGAGUGGCAGCAGCAACACUGGAGGAGGGGGGGUCGCAUUCCCUGACCCCCGACCCCGACAACUCCUCGUCCUUUGUGACGGCCAAAAGUGGCAGCUUCUAUCUGGAGGGGGAGCCGAGCGGGGGCGAGGGCAGCGACCGGGAGAUGGACAUGUCCUCAGCGGAGGGGGAGACACCGGAGCGCUCUCCCUCCGUCUCCCACUCUUGCCCCGGCCUCUCUCACAAGGGCAGCCUCAACUCCACCAGCGGCAGCCUGACCUGGAGCUAUCGCUACAGCAACUCCCUCACCCCCACCCCCGGCUCCCCCCUGUCCGAGUACGGGGAGAACCCAACUGGCCACGCCCGAGGAGGUGAAUUCAAUCUGAAUGUUGAGGAUUUUCAGACCAUUGACCACAGACUGAAGCUGUUCUUCGAUGUGGAGGUUUUCAAUGAAGAUAAAGAAGACUAUCAGUGCUUCAUUAAGGCCGGGGCUGUGAAGGCAGGCUGCCCGGGGGAGUUCUCCUCCCUCCUCGUCGUCUCCAACAUCAACAUCUACAUCCUGGAGGUCACUGGGCCCAUCAGGGGGCAGCCGAAUGCCUGGCUGCGGAGACGGGAAUCCCAUGCGUUGCUGGAGCUGGUGUGUGUGCAGGUUGGGUUACGCACACAGAGUAUUGGGCUGCAGUUUGAGGGUGUUGGGGGGGUGGCGGCCGCCUACACGCUCCUGAUCCGCAACCCGGCCAAGUGUCGGAGCUUCAUCCAGUUCUUCACAGAUGUGGUGAGGGAACUGACUCCGGGGACCGUCAGCAAACUCAGGUCCAUCUCUUUCACACGCAUGGACCCUCGACACCAGCUCUGGCCGCUGGUGUGCGAACGCUCCACCACAGAGGCGUUGGAGGGGAAGCGACCAAACUACCUGUACGUGCUGGCCUUCCUGCAGCAAGAUGGCCAGUCAGUCCCGGUCAGUGUUGUGGCCACACCGACCACGCUGCACCUGCUGGAGGAGAACCACGAGUGGCGGCCGUCAGAGACGGGGGAGGGGGGCAGUCCGGGAUCCCCACAGCUCCCCCUGAUAGACACCCAGCCCAUCUGUAACAUCAGCUCCAUCUGCCUGUACCAGUCAUCACCCCAACACCUACUGCUCCGGGUCUAUCACGAGGUGACCCGGACGGAGAGUGUGUGGGGGUUACACACGGAGUGUGUGGAGCUGGUGAGGGAGCUGGUGGAGUGGCUUCGCGCUCCCUGGGAGGAGAUGUUUGGAGUGCCACUGAGAGUCACUGUGCAGUCCGAUCUGGACUGGCCGGAGGCCUGAGCGAGUGACGGCCACCACAGAGCAACAUAAGGCAGUUUGUCCCGGGAACAGCCCACGGCCGAUGGUGUGAGCCGCUGACCGCCAGGACGUGACCGUCUCGGCCCUGUCCUGCCCGGCAAGGCUCGGGGGGGAGGAGCGGCUACUGAUGGUGAAUGUUUUUGGCCGUUUACUGUAACAGAACAAUUGUGGGUUUCCUGUUCAGAGGGUGGGAAGUGUGCUUGGCA
Molecule: messenger RNA, 3972 nt
Organism: Callorhinchus milii (elephant shark)
Lineage: Eukaryota; Metazoa; Chordata; Chondrichthyes; Chimaeriformes; Callorhinchidae
Product: serine/threonine kinase 11 interacting protein
Exons: 26
Coding region: 227-3748 (1173 amino acids)
Biological process (GO): intracellular protein localization
Cellular component (GO): cytoplasm
Molecular function (GO): protein binding
Source: RefSeq, a predicted model, not a curated record